This is a messenger RNA of Gordionus sp. m RMFG-2023, 1611 nucleotides long. RefSeq names its product N-fatty-acyl-amino acid synthase/hydrolase PM20D1.1-like. The transcript has 9 exons. Gene Ontology annotation, molecular function: hydrolase activity. The record is from RefSeq and is a predicted model, not a curated record. Lineage: Eukaryota; Metazoa; Nematomorpha; Gordioida; Chordodea; Parachordodidae. The coding region runs from base 1 to 1611 and encodes 536 amino acids.
AUGUAUUUUUUGUGGUUUCUGUUCAUUUUCUCUUACCUCUUUGGAGACAUUUCAUCCAGAAAAGGUUCCUACUACCAGAAUUACGAAGAGACUUCAUCAAAAAAUUCUAAUACGAGACUAGAUUUGGAUUUGGAUGCCGCUAUCAGAAGAUUCUCGAAAGCCAUCACGUUCGAAACGGUGUCGAUGGAUCCGGGUGUAUCGAACGUGACCGAACUCACCAAAUUUAAAAAACAUCUGGAAGCAUCUUAUCCAUUGAUUCAUUCUACCCCCUGGAUAGAAAGGACGAUCGUGGGUAGCUUGAGCAUAGUAUACACUAUAAAAUCAUUGAACCAUGAUAAAAAUGAUUUUACCAAGAAGCCGUGGAUAUUGCAAUCUCACCAGGACGUGGCGCCCGUCUUUGAUCUUCACAAAUGGGAUGCCCCUCCGUUUAGCGGGCAAGUUUUAUUCAAACCCGAACGUAUGCACAAGGUACUUUAUGAUCCGAAGACUAACAAGAGGAAUAUCAAAUUUACCAUAGACGAUGCGAAUAACGAGAAAUACUAUGUUUACGGGAGGGGAACCGCGGACGCUAAACAUAUCGUGAUGUCAAUCAUGGAGGCCGUCGAAUACAUGAUUGGAAAAGGGCUGAGACCCAUCCACAAAACGCUGAUCCUGAGUUUUGGGCAUGACGAGGAAGUCGGAGGAUUUUACGGCGCUAGAAAAGUGGCGCACCUCAUAGUGAACACUUACCCGUACCCGCCUAACGGGGGAAAACCUAUCGACUUCAUACUGGACGAAGGUUUUACCAUUGUUAAAGAUGUUCUUCCUCAAAAUAAGAAGAUGGCUCUAGUUAGCGUGUCGGAAAAGUACGUGAUGGAUGUCAAUAUGAGCGUGGUAACCCCUGGGGGUCACUCCAGCCUUCCUACCAAAGAAAACGCCAUAUCGAUAUUAUCGAACGCCGUGGUCAACAUUGAUACAAAUCAAUUUGCCUCUUAUCUCGCUAAACCGGGAACCCCCGACGCGGAACUGUUAAGACGCAUAGCGUACUUAUUUCCGCAACCCUAUAGACUGUACAUGGAACACGCUACCUUAUACAGAGAUAAAUUAAUAAAUAUGACAUGGGACAAUGAUCUAAUAAACGCUUUAACCAGAACCACCGAAGCGGUGACGCUCUUUAAUGGCGGAAUCAAAUAUAACGUUAUACCCAAUUACGCAGAAUCCAAUGUUAAUUACCGAGUUCAUCCAUUGCAAGAACCGGAAGAAGUUCUAGAAUAUGCUGCUCACACAAUAAAUGAUCCACGAGUAAAUAUACAAUUGGAUACUAUGUCUCCGCGAAGCCCCAUCUCCGAUUACGACACCGAUGCUUUCAGGAUAAUCGAAUCGACCAUUCAUGAUAUGUUCAAUGAAACUAUAGUUGUACCAACGAUUUUGGUUGGAGGCACAGAUUCCAAGCAUUUUGCCAACAUCGUCGACAAUGCGUAUAGAUUCUCUCCUCUGACGAUAGUCAUGGACGAUAUGUCAAGAAUACACGGUAUCAAUGAACGCAUUUCCGUCGCGGAUUUUUAUAACUGCGUGAAAUAUUAUUUCAACUUGAUCGAAAAAGUAUCCGGAUUCAAGAUGGUCUCUAAUUAA